Molecule: messenger RNA, 1701 nt
Organism: Schistosoma bovis
Lineage: Eukaryota; Metazoa; Platyhelminthes; Trematoda; Strigeidida; Schistosomatidae
Source: the annotation of a GenBank genome assembly
GGAUGAAACGUGUGUCUACUACUCACCAAUAACGUAUAAUUUUCGAGAAAAGAAUCUUACUGAUGUAAUGUUGCCUACGCAACUAAAAUACUAUUGACUAUCACUAUCCAAUCUCAGCAUAGCAUAAUCUCAAAUUUAUUAAAUAUAAAAUCUAACUUUAAACUAGUUGUAUCAUUAAUUAAUCUUUUUUGAGUUACUGACUUUCAUAACAAAAUGCUAAAAGAAUAUUUUUUGUUCUUAAUAAUAUCUCAUGGAAUUUUUGCAUAUCCCAAUCAAAACAACAAAUAUGAGAUUCGUAUGCCAGAAAUAACAACAAUAAUGGACGAUGAAUAUUGGUGUUAUUCACAGAGAAUUGAGAAUAAAACAUUUUACAUAACUGGAUUCAAGCCUGUUUACGAUCCUACUCUUGUUCAUCAUCUUAUUUUGUUCGGAUGUGACAAGCCAGGAAGUACAGAAGGUUUAUGGAAAUGUGGUGAGAUGUCGGAUGACGAAACACCUGUAUGUAAUGCAUCUGAGUCUAUUUUAUACUCUUGGGCUAUGGGAGCUCCGUCCUUUGAAAUGCCUGACGAUGUGUCGUUUAAAGUUGGUUAUGAAACGCCAUAUAAAUAUUUUGUACUACAAGUUCAUUACAAAGAUGCUAUGAAUUUAGACGAGAAAGAUACAAGUGGAUUAGAACUCACUACCCAGUCUACGCCAACUGGUAAAUUGGCUGGAAUAUACAUAUUGGUUAGCGGUGAAGAUAUUGGACCCAGUCAAAUAGCUCGUCUGGAUGUGGCAUGUUCAUACACAGGCAAUGCUACAUUACAUCCAUUUGCCUUCCGUGUUCACACUCAUAGUCACGGUGUUCUAUCUAAAGGUUAUGUUGUUGAUGGAAAUGAAUCUUAUCUUAUUGGAUCUAAAUCACCUCAAGAACAUCAAACAUUCUAUCCAGUGCAAAACCAAUCACUUGAAAUACACAAACAAAAUAUAAUUGCAGCAAGGUGUAUAAUGCAAAAUAAUGAGAGUAGAAUAAUUCGAAUCGGAAAUACACGAAAUGAUGAAAUGUGCAACUUUUACAUUAUGUAUUGGGUUACAAAUGACAAUGAACAACAAUUAUAUGAUACAAAUAAUCAAGUUUGUUAUGUGGGUGAUGGAUCGGAUAUUUAUGAGAAUUUUCAAGAACUUUAUAAAAAACUACUUGAUAAUUCAUUCUUUCCAGAUUUUGAAUUUAUGAAUCCGGACAUAAAUGACUUUUUUGAUAAUUUUGAAAAUCCAUAUUUAAAUCAACAAAUUGAACCAUAAAUAAAUAGUUGUUGCCGUCUUUUACAAUAAUAGAAGUAAUGAAUGUCAUACAAAUUAAUGUGUAUAUGUGUGUGUGUGUCAACUGUGAUUUGUUAUACAAUUUCUUGUUUGUUUUUUGUUUUUAACUUUAUUUUUGUGUGUGUGUGGAUAAUUAUCUGUGAUUGUUUUGUCUGUUUUAACAUUUGAGUUAAUGUUGUCGUUUUUAUUUUCUUCCAGUUAUUCCUAUCACUAUGUUUCUGUUUAUUGUAUAUUGUCAGCAUGAGUAUUUAUCUAUUUUCUCAAAAAUAAACAAAAAAAGGAAGAAAAAAAACAAGAACAAACAUUUAUUUCAACAUAAGAUUGUACUAGAGUGACAUAUAUUUAUUUGGUUAAUUUUUAAUUGACAGUUUAUCAAUACAAUAAUAUAUAUUAAGAUAGAUA